Hyaloscypha bicolor E is the source of this 432-nucleotide messenger RNA. RefSeq lists its product as uncharacterized. The annotation marks the transcript as partial. The transcript has 2 exons. NCBI's taxonomy places the organism in Eukaryota, Fungi, Ascomycota, Leotiomycetes, Helotiales, Hyaloscyphaceae. The record is from RefSeq and is a predicted model, not a curated record.
UAUAAGGUCAGGAACAGAGACUACAAAGACUUCUUUAGAAUUGGUCGAGUGUUCAGUACCUUAUGGACGGAUGCGUUGGGCAAUAAUGCCGGCAAAGUCGAUCCUACUUUCGUGAGUGAGGUACUAUACGGCGAGCGUGUUUACUCCAAGAUCCGGCGAUUCAUUGUUGUUCGAGAAGGGGAAAGAUCCGUAAGCUGUCUGCCGGUUACGUCGUAUGCAAACGAGGGUAUUAGGAAGAGCGGCAUUCGACUCGACGAACAUGGGUUCAUUUACAGCAGGAACAAACCCAGGAAGGUUGAAGGUAUGUGUUCAAGGCAAUUAAAACUCAACUUGGCCCAAGGUGCCGCCCAUUUAAAGGAUCCGUCAUUGGUGAACUAUGGCAAAGUGUACAACGUGGAGACCAAUGUUAAGGUCAAGAAUGUUGGCACCUUG